Messenger RNA from Hippoglossus stenolepis (Pacific halibut), 5555 nucleotides. RefSeq names its product ATPase phospholipid transporting 8B2 (gene atp8b2). The coding region runs from base 208 to 4263 and encodes 1351 amino acids. Gene Ontology annotation, cellular component: plasma membrane. NCBI's taxonomy places the organism in Eukaryota, Metazoa, Chordata, Actinopteri, Pleuronectiformes, Pleuronectidae. Gene Ontology annotation, biological process: Golgi organization; phospholipid translocation. Gene Ontology annotation, molecular function: ATP hydrolysis activity; ATP binding; ATPase-coupled intramembrane lipid carrier activity. The record is from RefSeq and is a predicted model, not a curated record. The transcript has 30 exons.
GCCGAGAGAGAGAGAGAUAGAGAAGAGAGAGAGAGAAGAGAGGGGGGCUGAUGAUGGGACAGAGCGCGAGUUACAUCCAACUUGUGUGAAGUUGCGGAGCUGCGCAGCUUCAUCCCCGCGUCCUUCAUGCGGGAGAUGUUGCGGUCCACUGCGCAUUUCUGACGAACAUUCACCCACACGGUGACCGUCAAAGUUUAAAGAGCAGAGAUGACGGUGCUGAAGGAAAUCCCGGAGAAAUGGUUUCCAGUCCUUCUCCCCCUGCAGAGAAAGAAACAGAAAGGACUCGAUGGAGGCAAAUCUAAAAAGGGGAGAGGAGAGGAGGAGAGAAGGGUCAGGGCCAAUGACAGAGAGUACAACGAAAAGUUUCAGUAUGCGAGUAACUGCAUCAUGACAUCCAAGUACAACAUCAUCACCUUUCUGCCCGUCAACCUGUUCGAGCAGUUCCAGGAAGUAGCCAACACUUACUUCCUUUUCCUGCUCAUACUACAGUUGAUACCUCAGAUCUCCUCCCUCUCCUGGUUCACUACCAUUGUGCCUUUAGCUCUGGUGCUCAUCAUCACUGCAGUGAAGGAUGCCACUGACGACUAUUUUCGUCACAAGAGCGACAACCAAGUGAACAACCGUCAGUCUCAGCUCCUCAUCCGUGGCUCUCUUCAGAAUGAGAAGUGGAUGAAUGUGCGAGUGGGUGACAUCAUUAAACUGGAGAACAACCAGUUUGUGGCAGCUGACCUGCUCCUGUUGUCCAGCACUGAACCUCACGGGCUCUGUUACAUCGAGACAGCCGAGCUGGACGGGGAGACCAACAUGAAGGUGCGUCAGUCGGUAUCGGUGACAUCUGAACUCGGGGACCCGAACAACCUUUUUUCAUUUGACGGUGAGGUGGUGUGUGAGCCCCCUAACAACAAGCUGGAUCGUUUCUGUGGGACUUUGUACUGGAGAGACAAGAAAUACACCCUAACCAACCAGAAGAUGCUGCUUCGAGGAUGUGUCCUCCGCAACACUGAGGCCUGCUACGGCCUGGUCAUCUUUGCAGGCCCAGAUACCAAGCUGAUGCAGAACAGCGGCCGCACUAAGUUCAAGCGUACGAGCAUCGAUCGCCUCAUGAACACUCUGGUCCUCUGGAUCUUUGGCUUCCUGGUGUGUAUGGGUGUGAUCUUGGCUGUGGGUGACGCUGUAUGGGAGAGAGAGGUGGGUACCCUGUUUCAGAGCUACCUGCCCUGGGACCCUCCUGUGAACAACUUCCUGUUCAAUGCCUUCCUCUCCUUCUGGUCCUACGUCAUCAUUCUCAACACCGUGGUGCCUAUCUCUCUGUAUGUCAGUGUGGAGGUGAUCAGGCUCGGUCACAGCUACUUCAUCAACUGGGACCAGCAGAUGUUCUGCUCACAGUGUAACACAGCGGCCGAGGCCAGGACCACCACUCUGAAUGAGGAGCUGGGGCAGGUUGAAUACAUCUUCAGUGACAAGACUGGAACUCUAACUCAGAACAUCAUGAGCUUCAACAAGUGCUCCAUCAAUGGACAGACUUAUGGUGAAGUUACAGACCCACUUGGACCUCAGCCAACGAGGCUGGACUUUACCCCCUUCAACCCCCUGGCGGACCUGGACUUCUGUUUCUAUGACGGCACGCUGCUGGAAUCAGUGAAAGUGGGAGACUCGCACACUCACAAGUUUUUCCGCUUGCUCUCCCUCUGUCACACGGUCAUGAGCGAGGAGAAGAGCGAGGGGGAGCUGGUUUAUAAGGCUCAGUCUCCAGAUGAGGGCGCUCUGGUGACAGCGGCUCGAAACUUUGGAUUUGUGUUUCGCUCCCGAACGCCGGGGACGAUCACCACCACGGAGAUGGGACGACCCGUCACCUACACGCUGCUCGCCAUUCUGGACUUCAACAACAUACGCAAAAGGAUGUCUGUCAUAGUGCGUAACCCAGAGGGCAGGAUCCGCCUGUACUGUAAAGGAGCUGACACUGUGCUGCUGGAGCGACUCCACCCAUGUAACCAGGAACUGAUGAAUAUCACCUCAGACCAUCUCAAUGAGUACGCAGCAGACGGUCUCCGGACCCUGGCCCUGGCCUACAGGGACCUGUCAGAGGACGAGUGGGAGGCGUGGUCAGAGAGCCACCGCUGCGCCGACAAGGCCACCGACUGCAGAGAGGACCGGGUGGCAGCCGCCUAUGAGCAGAUCGAGCAGGACAUGAUGCUCCUGGGGGCCACAGCCAUUGAGGACAAGCUGCAGGAAGGUGUCCCAGAGACCAUCGCUGUCCUCUCUCUGGCCAACAUUAAAAUCUGGGUUCUCACUGGAGACAAGCAGGAGACGGCUGUCAACAUCGGUUAUUCCUGCAAGAUGUUGACAGAUGACAUGACCGAGGUGUUCAUCAUCAAUGGUCACACGGUCCAGAGCGUGCGGCAGGAGCUCAGGAGGGCGAGGGAAAGGAUGAUUGAGCUGUCACGCGCCAGAGAUGGUGGGAAGGAGUCGGGGAUGGAGGGAUCUUCACCUCCCUCCAACCUCAUGGACAACGUCUCUGGAGAGUUUGCCCUCAUUGUCAACGGUCACAGUCUGGCCCAUGCUCUCGAAGCCGACAUGGAGACGGAAUUCGUGUCGACAGCGUGCGCAUGCAAAGCGGUCAUCUGCUGCAGGGUCACGCCGCUGCAGAAAGCCCAGGUGGUGGAGCUCAUCAAGACACACAAGAAGGCCGUCACUCUGGCUAUAGGAGAUGGCGCCAACGACGUUAGCAUGAUCAAAAGCGCUCACAUCGGAGUUGGUAUCUCAGGUCAGGAGGGGAUCCAGGCCGUCCUCUCUAGCGACUACUCCUUCUCCCAGUUCCGAUUUCUGCAGCGCCUCCUGCUGGUCCACGGCCGCUGGUCCUACCUGCGCAUGUGCCGUUUCCUCUGCUACUUCUUCUACAAGAAUUUUGCCUUCACCAUGGUGCACUUCUGGUUCGGUUUCUUCUGUGGCUUCUCAGCUCAGACUGUUUAUGAUCAGUACUUCAUCACACUCUACAACAUUGUCUACACCUCCCUCCCUGUGCUAGCCAUGGGGAUAUUUGACCAGGAUGUUCCUGACCACAGGAGUCUGGAGUAUCCGAAGCUGUAUGAACCCGGGCAGCUCAACCUCCUCUUCAACAAGAAGGAGUUCUUCAUCUGCAUCACCCAGGGCAUAUACACAUCAGUGGUGCUGUUCUUUGUCCCCUAUGCUAUCCUGUCUGAUGCCACUCAGAGCAACGGAGUGCCCCUCGCCGACUACCAGACCUUCGCUGUCACCACGGCGACAGCACUGGUCAUCGUGGUCAGCGUCCAGAUCGCUCUCGACACAGGCUUCUGGACGGUCAUCAACCAUGUGUUUGUGUGGGGUUCUGUCGGCUGCUACUUCACCAUCAUGUUGGCCCUGCACAGUCAGAGCCUCUUCAGGAUCUUUCCCAGUCAGUUCCACUUUGUCGGUAGUGCCCAGAGCACGUUAUUGCAGCCGGUCGUGUGGUUGACUAUUGCGCUCGCGACAGCAAUAUGCAUAGUUCCAGUUUUGGCUUUCCGCUUCCUCAAGCUGGACCUGAAACCUCAGCUCUCAGACACGGUGCGCUACACGCAGUUGGUGCGGCAGAAGAAGAGGAAGCCAGUUGGACGCAGUGUAGGAAGUGCCUGGCGUGGCAUGGGCAGCGUGUCAGAGGGUCGUCUUGGCGCUCGUGGUGGUUCGAGGAGGUCAGGCUAUGCCUUCGCCCACCAGGAGGGCUUUGGAGAGCUGAUCACCUCUGGGAAGAACAUGAGGCUCUCGUCCCUGGCCCUGGCCAACUUCGCCUCCAGACACAGCUCCAGCUGGAUCGACACGCUCCGUAGGAAGAAACACACUCACACUCACACUCCCCCCAGCGCCUCAGGGGAGUGCAGUCCAGCGCCCAGUUGUGUCUCUGGGUCACUUCCUCCACUCUCAAACUCCUCCUCCGUUCUUGGUGGCUCACAGGAGACACCUAUCGAGGAGGAAACGGCCCCAGCCCGUGAUCUGCAGCCUGUUCCCGCUUUGUCCACAAAAAACCCACCAUCUGCAGCACCGGGCCCAGAGUCAGCUGCACCUCAGGGUCCAGCUCAGGCCCCGAGUUCCAGCGUCCUCGGCUCCUCGGCAGUGAGAUGCCACGGGGGAGACUCCCCUGGAGGCUGGACGCUCUCUCUUGGUAGUGUGCAGGAAGCUCUGUUUGGUUGGAAAGGUUUCGCAGCUCGUAGCGGUGCAUCCAACAGCCAAGGCCUACCCCCCGUCGCUAAGGAAACCAGCCACAUUGAAUGAAGCAUUCAUAAUGAACGGAAGAGUUACUUGUUGGCUGCUGUUCAUCAGAUGUUUGCCCCUUCAUACAGGAUGUGCUCAGUGCUUUUCUGGAGAUGUGCUGAGAUACUGAGAGCAUGUGGACUGUUUUAAAAUCACACAGGGCUCUCCGCUCUGUUUCCCAGCUUAUACAUCUCAAAAUAAACCAUUUUCAUCUGAAUCACAGGAGAAAGUGACACUCCCUGAUGAGAUGGGCUUUGCCGACUAUGAGCUGGGAUUGAAUGGUGAUAUAUUGCACAUGUUCCUACAGCGUACAAUCAUGAAUGGCUGACAGGAUAUCAUGAGAUUGACGAUGUACAACGUCUAAAUGAGGGAUGGAAAUAGAUGCGAAGAUAACUUUAUUAUUAUUCAUUAUCUCAAAGAUUGUUUCCACUUUCACAAAGAUUAGACUCGUUGACAGCUAUAAGGCAAACAGUACUCCUCAAAAUGAGCUGAAUAACUUUCAGUGAAGUGUUUGUAUCUCUGUGUUCACUAUAGUUCUCAGUGAGAACGGUACCCUCAGCUACAGAACAUUGCAAAAGACUCUUGCGAGAUUUCUGAGCCUUUUUCUUUCAUUGAUACGUUUUAUUUUACCUCUACUCCACAUGUUCUCUUUUUUGCAUCAUAUUGAUGUGUUUUAUAUAAGGGCCCAUAUUUGAGUUGUACCUUACAGCAAACUCUUAUUUUCUUCUGUUUGCAAGUUGGGCCUUUCUGUUGGUCUGACAAAGGCCCAGUUCAUCUUUAUGCACCUCUGAUGUAAUGAUAGAGUCUGGCUGACUCGGACAUGGCCGCAGUGCAAAGAAACUAAGUCUCGAUCAUACAUGUCACUUUUUGUGUGAACCGGAUUCAUACCGUAUACACACUGUUCAAUAAGUGCUUUAAAUUAGUCUUACUUUUUUUAGUCCCUAUUUUUAUUUGAAUGAAGGGAAGAGGUUUGGGAAUAAUUAUGCCUUAAUAAUGCCCAAAUUUGAGUCAGCUUACCUCUCAUUUCUGACUCCUGAUGCAUCCAUCAAGCAUGGCACUGCAUCACAUUGCAAAUCCAGACAUGGGGUGAGAUAAUCAUUAUAGGGUAAACAGAGGAACAAUAUAAAUCUGCUCUCAGAUCUCUCCAAAGGGGCAGAGGAUAUGGUCUGGAAAAACAUAUUAAAGAAGAAUAUGCUGUACCCUAGUUGGCCCCGUGCAUUGUUCAAGCACGGGUCAUUUCUGAGGGCAAAAUGUGAAGCUGUCGAAAGGUGGUCAAUAAACAUAUUACCCCUCUGUCACAGGAGAGAAACACA